CGCCAGGCGGGUUAAAUGGCGGGGGUCGCUCCGGGAAGGAGCCCCUCCCUCCUCGCCCCCAGGGGCCCUUCCUUCGUUCCUUCCUUGUACGGUCUCACGGCUGCGCUGAUGCUGCUUAGCAGUCCUGCUGCACGGGGCUCGUUGGGUGGCGUUGGAUGUCGGGGUGGAAACCAAUGCUGCACGUACGUGGCUUUGGAGGACGGGGCCGCCUGCUUGCGCUUUGCGAGGAGAUGGUCGGGUUCCUUGUGCUGGUGUUUUAAAAACAUGCUUUUCGGCGCACCCUCCAAAUCCGCCUUGGCCACCGCAGCAGGGAGAGGUAUUGAUGCAGAACUUUAUUACGUGAGGAAUGAUCUUAUCAAUCACUACGCUUUGUCCUUCAAUCUGCUAGUACCAAGUGAGACAAACAUCCUCCAUUUUAGCUGGCAUGCUAAGGCCAAGAUUGAAUAUAAACUGGGAUUUCAGAUUGAUAAUUUGCUAGCCAUGGAUAUGCCACAGGCAAAUAUUUCUGUACAAGGAGAAGUGCCUCGCACUUUAUCAGUGUUUCGAGUGGAGCUCUCCUGCACUGGCAGGCUAGACUCUGAGGUUACGGUACUAAUGCAGCUCAAUAUGACAGUAAAUACUUCAAAAAAUAUCACAGUCUUAAACUUCAAACGAAGGAAAAUGUGCUACAAAAAGCUUGAACUAGAAGUAAAACCACCAAUAUCCGACAAAAAUAGCAGCAAAGCUAUUUUUGAUCCUGUAAAUGCAGCUCCUACCACUUCUACACGUGUGUUCUAUAUCAGUGUAGGAGUUUGCUGUGCAGUCAUAUUCCUGGUAGCAAUAAUACUAGCUGUUUUACAUCUUCACAGUAUGAAGAGAAUAGAGUUGGAAGACAGCAGUAGUGAUAGCAGUAGUUCUCAAGGCUUAUCCCAACCUUCAACUCAAACAACACAGUAUCUGCGGGCCGACACACCCAACAAUGCAACACCAAUUACUAGCUCCUCAGGUUAUCCUACUUUACGGAUAGAGAAGAAUGAUCUUAAAAGUGUAACCCUGAUGGAGGCAAAGGCUAAAGUGAAGGACAUAGCAAUCUCCAGAGAGAGGAUAACACUAAAAGAUGUUCUUCAGGAAGGCACAUUUGGGCGAAUCUUCCAUGGAACUCUGAUAGAAGAAAAAGAUCCUAGUAAAGAAAAGCAAGUGUUUGUCAAAACAGUAAAAGAUCAAGCCUCAGAAGUUCAAGUGACAAUGAUGUUGACAGAGAGCUGUAAACUCAGAGGCCUCCAUCACAGAAAUCUGCUCCCUAUCACUCAUGUUUGUACAGAGGAAGGAGAGAAACCUAUGGUACUCUUGCCUUAUAUGAACUGGGGGAACCUCAAAUUGUUUUUGCGGCAAUGCAAACUUGUAGAAGCUAACAAUCCUCAGGCAAUUUCACAACAAGAUCUUGUACAUAUGGCUAUUCAGAUUGCCUGUGGAAUGAGCUACUUGGCCCGAAGGGAGGUCAUUCACAAAGACCUGGCUGCUAGAAACUGUGUGAUUGAUGAUGCACUUCAGGUAAAGAUUACUGACAAUGCCCUGUCCAGAGAUCUUUUCCCCAUGGAUUACCAUUGCCUUGGAGACAAUGAAAAUAGACCAGUACGGUGGAUGGCUCUUGAAAGCUUGGUUAACAAUGAGUUUUCUGGUGCUAGUGAUGUGUGGUCUUUUGGAGUAACCUUGUGGGAACUGAUGACCUUGGGACAAACUCCAUAUGUUGAUAUCGACCCCUUUGAGAUGGCUGCCUAUCUAAAGGAUGGAUACAGAAUAGCUCAGCCAAUCAACUGCCCAGAUGAACUAUUUGCUGUAAUGGCUUGUUGCUGGGCACUAGAUCCUGAGGAGAGACCUAAAUUCCAGCAGUUGGUGCAGUGCCUCACUGAAUUCCAUGCAGCGUUGGGAGCCUAUGUCUGACACCUGGCAUGCACACUCUCUAUUCUACUUGGCAGGGGACAGACAGUGUGUUAACCUAACAGCAAAAUUCAAUUUGCCUCUGUAUGCAACAGAACCUCUGUCCAAAACACACAGCAGUGAGUCCCGCUGAUCUCAGUGGAGUUUCCACAUAAUGUGGUUAGAACCAGGAAGCCAGAGUGUGAAGUGGCAGUACAAGAACAACUUUCCCCAGAAUCACUGUGCCUUAAAAUGUUCCUGGCGUUUUUGUAAGACUAGCUCUUAUUCUACAUAUCAUUCAUGUGGACAUAAGAUAUUUUAAUUUCCUAACAGAAUUCCUGAAAAGUUGGAAUAAUGGAGUUGGACAUGAAUUGGCACUGUUAAAGAAGAUGGAAACUUAAUUCCAAGGUGUUUGAACUGACAAGUGUGGAUGUACUUAAGUAAAAAUAUGGUGGCAGAAAUCAUCCCUCUUUCUCUGCCCUCCCCUCCCAAGACUUAUGUGUGUUGCAGCAUCAAAAUAUUUAAAAUGACUUGACUGGUUUUGGUAGUGUUCAGGUUUGUAGUGUGUCUGGAAUUACACCCCUCCCCCCCUGCCCUUUUUAAAGUACCAAUUGCUCUUUACUUCUUUCUUCUUUUAAUUUUUACAACGACAGCACAACACGGUUGGAAUCACAAGUGGCCUUUUUAUUAUGUUUUAACUUCAUUCUUCAAAAUCUCUUUGGGAAAAGGGGGGGGGGGGACUUGCCUCCAGUGUGCAUUAAGGCAACAACAAGCAAUUAUGUAGAACUGUUUCCAAUUUACCUUAUAUACAGUGGUAAUAAGAGUAAAAUGGAGCCUUGGAUUAAAAGAUUAAAUGAAGACAGGAUGUUCCAAGUGCUAGAGGCCUUCAGAGAAGUGCCAGUGCAACUUUCAUAUUAGGAGCCUUUCACAUCAGACCGUAGAAUACAGUUUUUCUUGUUAAAAAGGUACUGGUUUAUGUGUUUAGGAUUUUUUAUGACCUGAAAAGGAAUAAAAUGUAUAAAUUUAUAUUUGUAAAGACAUAUUUGAAGAGUAAAAACAAUGAUCUGUAUAUGAUGAGUUAAUGUAAGAAACUUCAUCCCUGAUAUUGACUACUGUCAGGUUUAGAUAAUGGAUCCUUCAUAAUACAUUAAUUGGCACUUGAAUUCUGGAGAUGACUGUGAAGCCUCCCUGGCAGCUCUUGCACAUUGACGCUUUCACCAGCAAUGACUAAUCUUAUAUCUCAGAUCCCAUACUUUGUUUUAUACACCUUCAGAGUUAGGAGGGUAUUUAUGGCUGACUCUAGAAGCUCCAAAUCUUCCUUUGUAAUUACAUUCUGCUCUUUAUUUGAAAGGCUUGUUCCACUCGCAUGGCACAAGUGUAACUGUGACAAGUAUGUUGAAAUUGCAAUGUGUUAUAGCCAAGCCACUGCAAUUCCUAAAAAUGGAAUGCCAACCGAACAGUUAAGUCUGCACUAUCAGAGAAACUCUGAGGUCUGGCAAAAGCAAGCUUCUGUCCAGCUUUGUCUGCUGCUGCUCCUCCCUCAUCCAGAACAGCGCCUUUCCCCUGUAUCUGUCCUUCAAGAUACAUGCCUGGUGUUUGGCCUCCCACAUCAGCCUUAUUCUAAGUAUCUCCAGUGUAACAUCACAACAGCUACAAAUCUGUGAGUGGCAGUUGUGAUUUGAGGAACCUUGGUGGGGAAGAGAGAAAGCCAUGAUGAAGUGAAAAAUAAACAUGUUUGUUUUGGCAUACCACCUUUUGACUCAGAAGAAGGUGCAUCCAUCUUCAGGUGCAUCCAUCAACCUUAAUGGCAGGUUAUUGGGAUUAAGAUAAAAGUGCUAUGUCCACUAUAAAGAAAAGCAGUAUAACUCAAUAUUUGUAUGACCCUAAUGUCAUAGGGCCAUGUACCUGUUACUAGAUCUGGUUUGUGAAAUAAUACAGGUCAAAUGGAUUUGAAUUCACAUACAAUAUUUAGGGACAAGGCCUGGAAAAACCUUUGUACUGAGGGUGAGAGGAGAAGAAAGGAAAUGCUGAACUUUGGCACAGGAAGCAAGAUUCUGGUUUCUUCUAUAUUCUAUUACUCAGUUGUCAAUUAAUGGAGAAAAAAUUUUCAUUGUUCAGGUAUUGCACAACACUUGCUGAAGUAUUUCAGUACCAUUAAUAUAGAAUAAAUUUAAACAUACAGAUCUUCUAGAGAUGCAAUGCAUGGAAACAAAGAUCCAGAGCUGCAUUGUGUGCUUUAAAACCCUUGUAGAACAUCUGAGUGUAAAUUGUGGCUUUCCAGAGUGACGAGUGUUCAUCUAAAGCUGUAGUCAACAUAUUUUUCUGUUGGUUUUUAAUGGGAACAGAGCGAGGCCAAAAUUAAGUACUUCUGAAAAAUUCCACCCUAUGUGGUUAGUUGUAGCUCUAGGGCAGCAGUGCUCCUUUGGAAUGAAUUAUGUACACAUGAAAAUUGCGCAAUCUAUGGUUGGCAGUUCACACAUUGGCAUCCAGUCAACUUUAAUGAGAAAUCCAAUCUGUAAUAGGUAAAUUCUCAUUGUUGAUUUAUGCCUAUGAUUCUAAUACCUGGAGCAAAUUGGCUGGUACACUCUGAACAUGAUGGAGGUGCUUAUUCUAGUUUUAAUAAGACAUCCAAGAAAGGUGCUGAAAGACUAAUGGGAUCCAAGAAAUCUGCUGUCGGGAAUAAGCCAAGGAGAAAUGUUAUUGCUGAGGUCAAGUGAAACUAACUUAGAGUCAAAUAGCCAAAAUAUUUUAGCUGCAUGCUGUGCAAGAAUAUAGGGCAUGUAAUUUGCCCAAGAUACUGGGUGAGGCCACAAAGCUGACUCUUAUCAAUUCCAGCUUAGUACUUGGGAUGUGGCAGUAGAAUGUGUGUGGUGUUCAAGGAAAUGGCCACACUGCCAAAAUGUGAGCCAGUUAACCUAUGGCAGGAGAUACUGAAGUAAUCCUCAUUAACCAAAUCUCACUUAAUCAAGUUUGCUUGUCAAAACUAGAGUUUUAAUUCUUGCUAGAACAACGUUAUUGCUUCAUAUGGAUGGUCAGCUCUUGCUUAGUAUUAAUAUCUGGAAUUUUACCCUAUGAACAGUGCCAUAGAUAUUCUCUUGUCUGUCUCAUGAAAAGCUUUUUCAAUGACCUCCUUUAAUGUGCAAUAAAAGUUUUAACUUUUAAACUUUUAUUGUGCAUUAAAGAAAGUCAUUGAAAAAGCUUUGCAGUGUGGAAAUGCGUAUUUCAUCGCCCUUAUACCAUCUUAUCUCGUGAAAUGCUGAAAACUUGGAAAACGCUUGGAAGAGAUUUAAAACAAGUUUAAAACUGGGGAAACAACAAGAAUGAUUGUCACCUAUUUAAGCUGCUUAGCGUUUAUAGGGAACUUAACAUUUCUUUUCCUAAAAAGUAUAUUUGGUAGCUAAAUUUAUUUUAACAAAGAGGAAUAACUAGAAAUGGCUGGAUACUAAUGCCAGACACAUUCCAAUUAAAGCUUACGCAUUUUGUCAUAAGAAUUACUAGCAAAACCUGUUGGAGUAUUCGUCUCUUGAAGACUUGGCGCCAAGCAUGAAUUCUCCCUCUAGAGAGUUUUUGAGCUAUAUACCACGUAGGCUGCAAUCUUAUGCACACCUACCAGGGAGUAAAUCCUAUUUAACAUAGUGGCACUCACUUCCAAGUAAACGUGCAUAGGAUUGCACUGUACAAGGUUUUGAUUCUUAGGUACAAAAAUGCAUCUAUUGAAUGUUCAGUAAACCACAUUUUUUCUUCAGUCCAUUUGAAAAGUGUUUCCAUUUCCAUUGAUAGUGUUUUUAAUUCCCUAAACAGUAAACUUCUUCAGAUUUAUGUAUAGUUCAAUAAUUCUGUGAUGUCUUGUAGGUUUACUUUAUAUUACACUGAUAAGCAGUUAAAAUUCCCCACAAGUUGAAUUUGUUGAGAAUGUAAGCAAUUUCCACUCUUUCUAAGCCUGGAAUAUUGUACUGCAGCAGACUUUAAUAUUGAAAGUACAAUACACCUUUUUAUACAUAUAUUUUUGCAUUGAAUAAAAGCAGCCUGAACUGUC
Hemicordylus capensis (graceful crag lizard) is the source of this 5932-nucleotide messenger RNA. RefSeq names its product receptor like tyrosine kinase (gene RYK). Gene Ontology annotation, cellular component: signaling receptor complex. Gene Ontology annotation, biological process: multicellular organism development; axonogenesis; cell surface receptor protein tyrosine kinase signaling pathway. Bases 16 to 1920 code for a protein of 634 amino acids. The transcript has 15 exons. Gene Ontology annotation, molecular function: ATP binding; protein kinase activity. The record is from RefSeq and is a predicted model, not a curated record. NCBI's taxonomy places the organism in Eukaryota, Metazoa, Chordata, Lepidosauria, Squamata, Cordylidae.